Molecule: messenger RNA, 2032 nt
Organism: Melospiza melodia melodia
Lineage: Eukaryota; Metazoa; Chordata; Aves; Passeriformes; Passerellidae
Gene: SHF
Product: Src homology 2 domain containing F
Exons: 7
Coding region: 1-1419 (472 amino acids)
Molecular function (GO): phosphotyrosine residue binding
Source: RefSeq, a predicted model, not a curated record
AUGCUGCUGAGCGGAGCGGCCGGCUCGGAGCGCGGCGGCUGCAGCGGCGGGGCGGGGGCCGGCGGGGCCCCGCAGUGCGUGGGCACCAUGGCCCGCUGGCUCCGCGAGCACCUGGGCUUCCGCAGCGCCCGGCCCGCGCCGCCCGCGCCGCCCAAGCCCGACUACCGCGCCGGGCCGCCGCCUCAGCCGCCCCUGCCGCCCGGGGGCGCGGCCGAGCCGCUGGCCGCCGCCCAGCCCGACAUCGUGGCGGCCUACCGGCUGCAGAAGGAGCGCGACUUCGAGGACCCCUACAGCGGCCCGCCGCCCGCCGCCGCCCCCGACGGGCCCCGCUACGUCUCGCCCAAGCACCGGCUCAUCAAGGUGGAGGCGGUGGAAAAGGUGCCCGCCAGCCCCUCGCCGCCGCCGCCGGUGCCGGCUGCCCCCAGCUCGCCCUCGGCCGGUCCCGAAGCGCCCGACGAGCCGCCACAGGAGCUGGCUGUUCUGGAGGACUAUGCAGAUCCCUUUGAUGCAGCACAGGUGGCAGGCAGCCAGGCAGGGCUGGAGAAGGUGAUGGAGAAUGAUGGAUAUAUGGAGCCCUAUGAAGCCCAGAAGAUGAUGGCUGAGAUUCGCCAGAAGGGCCUGCGGGAGGCGCCCGCGCGGCCGCUGCCCCUCUAUGACACCCCCUAUGAGCCUGUGCUGGACACGGACAGCGACUGCUCGGCCUGCCCCAGGCCCAGGGAGUCCCGGCUGCCUGAGGAUGAUGAGAGGCCACCAGAGGAAUAUGACCAGCCCUGGGAAUGGAAGAAGGAGAGGAUCUCCAAAGCCUUUGCAGUUGAAAUCAAGGUCAUUAAAGACCUGCCAUGGCCCCCGCCGGUGGGACAGCUGGACAGCAGUGAGAGCCCCCCGGAUGGGGAGCCCGGGGCCCCCCUCCCUGCGCAGCACAGCUACGAAGACGCCAAUGGUCCCUCGGAGGGGCUGGGGUAUGGCCGCACCUCGCCCUGCAGGGAGGAGAAGGCCAGGGCUGUCCUCAGGCACGGCUCCAGCAGCCUCAAGAACACAAAGACACUGACAGCUGAGCCUGGCCCCUUUGUUGGGGAGAGGAUCGACCCUGCCCUGCCCCUGGAGAGCCAGUGCUGGUACCACGGGGCCAUCAGCCGGACGGACGCGGAGACGCUGCUGCGGCUGUGCAAGGAGGCGAGUUACCUGGUGCGCAACAGCGAGACCAGCAAGAACGACUUCUCCCUGUCCCUCAAGAGCAGCCAGGGCUUCAUGCACAUGAAGCUGUCACGGACCCAGGAGAACAAGUACGUGCUGGGCCAGCACAGCCCGCCCUUCGACAGCGUGCCCGAGAUCAUCCAUCACUACGCCAGCCGCAAGCUGCCCAUCAAGGGGGCCGAGCACAUGUCCCUGCUGUACCCGGUGGCCAUCCGUACCCUAUAGGGAUCACCCCACGAGCCAGGCUCCAGGCUGGCUGCACCCAAACUGGCCCAUCCCCAGGGCUGAGCGCCGCCGUGCCCAGGAUGGGCUCCAGGCCCGUGGGCGGCUCGCUGGGCACAGCCGCUGCCGUCGGGGAUUGCUGCGGCCGGGCCCCUCGUCCUGCUCGCCCGGGGGCUCCCGUGCUCUGGUUUUGUGCUGGUGUGGCACUGGAAGGACCCCCUGUGCCAGGAGCUGAGUGGGGCUGUCCACACCUCCACACCUGCCUCCUUGGCAGAGCUUGGCAUGCCAGGACUGGAGUGGGACCUUGGAGAGUCCAGGGAGGGGGGCAGUGUGUGCGAGGACGGGGAUGAAUCAUCCGGUAGCAGGCUUGAGGUACCUCCGUGAGGGUGCCUGGCUCUGCCCAUGAGAGACAAAUGGCUGUGCUCGAGGUGAGGAGGCUGGCAGGGGUGAGCAGGACCUGCCUGGGGCCAGCGAGGCAUGCAGAGUGCCAGGCAGGCUGCCCUCAGUGCCCCCUGCUCAGUGCUCGCUGCCAUCCUGUGCCAAACGUGAACAGUGACCGGCCUUGGCCAUGUGUGCAGCACCACUGCCCAAUAAAGCGGUGCAUGGUUGUCUCCUG